AUGACUAGUAGAACUAUCGCAGGGGAAACUCCUUUCUCAAUGGCCUACAAGAUUGAAGCGGUCCUUCUGGUCGAGAUAUCCGUUCCAACUAGCCGAGUGACACGGUAUGAAGAGGAUAAGAACACCGAGCGAAUGGGUUUAGAGCUCGACCUAUUAGAAGAAAAGCGUAUAGACGCACAGUUAAGACUCGCUGCGUAUCAUGCUAUGACUACUAGAUAUUACAAUCAGAAGGUCAACCAAAAGCGAUUCAGAGUGGGAGACCUUGUCCUGCGAGUAGUGACCCAAACACUAAGCCCAAGAAUUCUAGCGCCCUAA
This is a messenger RNA of Morus notabilis, 315 nucleotides long. RefSeq lists its product as uncharacterized. The coding region runs from base 1 to 315 and encodes 104 amino acids. Lineage: Eukaryota; Viridiplantae; Streptophyta; Magnoliopsida; Rosales; Moraceae. The transcript has a single exon. The record is from RefSeq and is a predicted model, not a curated record.